Rotaria sordida is the source of this 1182-nucleotide messenger RNA. Lineage: Eukaryota; Metazoa; Rotifera; Eurotatoria; Philodinida; Philodinidae. The record is from the annotation of a GenBank genome assembly.
AUGUCGUUACACAAAUCAAAACAGUCUAAUGAAGAUUGGGGCUGGUUACGUGAUACGGAGUCAACUUCAUCUGAUGAUAUAUCUAUCAAUGGAAUUGGUGUAGUUGCUAUACAUUUACAUCAAUUAAUAAUUAAUAAACCAUUUCAUUUAAUAAAAGAUAAUAAUAAUCAACAAGAAAUAAAUAUCGAUACAUUUCGUAUAUGUAUUAGUGGAUAUGCUUUAAGUCGAUAUUCCAAAACUGUACGUGUUUAUUCAACUGAAAAACAAGAAAAUAUUGCACGAUUUGAUCAAACAAUGCAUAUGAUAAUUCGUAUUUAUGAUAAACGUCAUGAUAAACGACAUCUUAUUCAUGUUAUUCUCUAUGGUUAUAUAAAUGAAGAAAAACGAUAUGGUUUAAUUGCUGAUCAAGUUAUUGAUAGUAUUAAACUUGUAUCAGUUCGACAUAUUAGCGAAGCUGUUAUAUUUGAAAGUUCUAUUGAUAUUUUUGGAAAAGCUACAUUAUUAAUUGAAUUAAUUUUUGUAUAUGGUAGACAUGGUUAUAAUUUUAGUUCACAACUUAUUUUUCAAAAUGAUUUUCAUUUUUCGAAUGUUGUUAAAAAUCAAACAUUAUUUGAACGUAUUCUUCCAACUAAUGAAGAUAAUACAACUAAUGAAAAAUUAUUUCAUCCACCAGAAAAUGAUUUACCAAUAUUUUUACAAUUAUCAUUUGAUGAAUUGAAUCAAUAUGUAGCUAAUAUAACACAUAAUCAUCAUUCUAGAGAUCUAAUAAAAAAUAUUCGAGUUCUCAAAGCAUUAUCAACAAGUUCAAAAUAUUCAUCUAUGACAGCAAUUAUUGAAAUGUAUCCAUCAAGAAAACAACGUUUAGAUAUAUUUUUUGAUUUUUUAACUGAAGGUCCAUAUUUACCUGAACAAAAUAUUAUUGAACCAACUGUUUCACGUUUAAUUCCAUGGAGUAUAACUUAUUGGAAACGAGCUUUAUCAGGUGUACCUUUACAUGGAAGUGCUUUGGACAUGAAUGAAUUUCAUAAUAUUGAGACUGGUAUAACACAUCUUGGAAAUACAUCACCUAUUCUUCGUCAAAUCAUCGAACAAGAAGAAGAAUGUAAUACAAUCAAAUUAAAUACAAUAAAAGAACUUGUUCGUCGUGUAAUUAUCUUGUUUUCCAAUCUUAUUCAUCAUUAA